This is a messenger RNA of Cooperia oncophora, 993 nucleotides long. The record is from the annotation of a GenBank genome assembly. Lineage: Eukaryota; Metazoa; Nematoda; Chromadorea; Rhabditida; Trichostrongylidae.
AUGGUGCUGUCACGUUUAGGCAACAAUUCACUCAAGCAUUCAAGGCAUGGACCACUUUUCGCCCUUCUUCACCGCUUUUCAACAUCACCAUCUCUCAAUGUGAAGAUCUACCCCAAUGCUAAAGAAGCGGUGAAGGAUAUCCCCGACAAUGCAAAAUUACUUGUUGGAGGCUUUGGGCUGUGUGGUAUCCCAGAAAAUUUGAUAAAUGCAUUGAGUGAGACUGGACAGAAAGGUCUCACAUGUGUUUCGAAUAAUGCCGGCGUGGAUGACUGGGGACUGGGAAUUCUUCUCAAGACACGACAGAUCAAAAAGAUGGUCUCUUCCUACGUUGGUGAAAAUGCCGAAUUCGCGCGGCAGUACUUGUCAGGAGAACUGGAGCUGGAGUUCACUCCGCAGGGUACUCUUGCCGAGCGAAUCCGAGCAGCAGGAGCUGGCAUUCCUGCAUUUUAUACUCCAACUGGGUAUGGAACAUUGAUACAGGAAGGAGGUGCUCCGAUAAAGUACAGCAAAACAGAAAAGGGAAAAGUCGAAAUUGCCAGUCCUGCUAAAGAAACUCGUGCUUUCAACGGAUAUAAUUAUGUGAUGGAAGAAGCAAUCUGGGGCGAUUUCGCUCUCAUCAAGGCUUGGCGUGCAGACAAACUUGGCAAUAUUCAGUUCAGGCUAACGGCCGGCAACUUCAAUAACGCCAUGUGCAAAGCGAGCAAAUGUACCAUAGUUGAAGUCGAGGAAAUCGUUGAACCAGGAGUCAUCGAGCCAAAUAAUGUACACAUCCCAUCUAUCUACUGUGACCGGCUUGUGCUUGGCAAGAACUACAAGAAACCUAUCGAACGUCCAAUGUUUGCAUCGAAUGGUAAACCCAAGCCGUCCAGUUCUCCUGCCGACCGAACUCGCGAUAUCAUAGCUGCUCGUGCUGCUCUCGAGUUCCGCGACGGAAUGUAUGGUUCGUCGCUGUUUCCACGUGUUUUCUUUCUUUGUGCUACCAACAUACGAUGA